AUGACGAAGGUAGAACUCCGUUAUUUCAUAUCAUUAUUAGUAGCAGUGGAAAAAAGUGUAAAAACCCCAGUCACUCAGAUGAGUGUAUCUGUGACAAUUGUUUGGAUCUACGGACAAGAAUUAUUGCUGAAUAUGCAGAUUGGAUUCCCUUUGACAGAAGAUGUACGAAAAGCGGAAAAAGCGUUCAAAUAUGGCGAUAUUAAUAGACAGGUCAUGUCGCCAUUACAUCAUAAGAGAUAUCACAGUGUGCGGUGGAAGGGUGAAGCUCAUUAUGAGGGUAUACAAGAAUGUGCGGAAUCUGAAUGA
This is a messenger RNA of Lottia gigantea (owl limpet), 306 nucleotides long. RefSeq lists its product as hypothetical. Bases 1 to 306 code for a protein of 101 amino acids. NCBI's taxonomy places the organism in Eukaryota, Metazoa, Mollusca, Gastropoda, Lottiidae. The transcript is spliced from 2 exons. The record is from RefSeq and is a predicted model, not a curated record.